Oryza sativa Japonica Group (Japanese rice) is the source of this 1396-nucleotide messenger RNA. Its product is annotated as enoyl-CoA delta isomerase 3. Gene Ontology annotation, molecular function: delta(3)-delta(2)-enoyl-CoA isomerase activity. NCBI's taxonomy places the organism in Eukaryota, Viridiplantae, Streptophyta, Magnoliopsida, Poales, Poaceae. Gene Ontology annotation, biological process: fatty acid beta-oxidation. Gene Ontology annotation, cellular component: peroxisome. The record is from RefSeq and is a predicted model, not a curated record.
UCAAAUUUGUUUGUUAUACUUUGUUUUGACACAACCGAGUUCUCCCCAUCCUGCAAGCAAUCGCUCGCCGGCUUUAUCUCCGUCUCCAAUCUCCUUCUACGACCAGACGCGAACGGCGAACCGCAACCACCUCUGCUGCUACGCUAGCCACCACCACCAACCACGAUGUGCACGCUGGAGCAGCGCGGCCGCGUGUUCGUGCUCACGCUCACCGGCGACGGCGAGCACCGCCUCGGCCACUCCCUCAUCGGCUCCAUCCGCGCCGCCGUCUCAUCCGUCGCGGCGGCGGCGGCGGCGGCCGGGCCGGGCGCGGCGCUGGUCACCGUGGCGGAGGGGCGGUUCUUCUCCAACGGACUCGACAUCGGCCCUGGCGGGAUCCCCCCCUCGCGGGUCGGGGAGCUCGUCGUGGCGCUCCGCCCCCUCGCCGCCGAUCUCCUCGCGCUCCCCAUGCCCACCGUCGCCGCCGUCACGGGCCACGCCUCCGCGGGCGGGUUCCUCCUCACGCUCUGCCACGACUACCGCCUCAUGCGCGCCGACCGCGGCGUGCUCUACAUGAGCGAGAUCGACAUCGGCCUCCCGCUCCCGCCCUACUUCGUGGCCAUCCUCCGCGCCAAGAUCACCGCCGCGCACGCCCUCCGCGACGUCACCCUCCGCGGCAGGAAGCUCAAGGCCGCGGAGGCCAAGGAGAUGGGAAUCGUCGACGUGGUUUGCCCCACCGCCGCUGAAACGGCGGCCGAGGCCGUCAAGCUCGCCGAGCAGUUGGCGGCGCGGAAGUGGAACGGGAACGUGUACUCGUCCAUUAGAAUAUCCAUGUUCCCUGAGGCUUGCAGGUCCGUCGGAAUUGUCGAGGAGAGCGAUGAGGAGAAGAGGAAUCACUUUGCUUCUAAGCUAUGAGGAUGUGAAAGGGAUUCUGUGGAAGUGGACCAUUGAGCUCUUCUCAACAUUAUGUGUACAUUGGCUAGCCAAGUAGCCAUGGAUGCUUUGUAUGAAGGACCAAAUAAUCCAGUAUAUAUAAUUUCUGGAAAGCUUGUAAACUGUUGCUCUAUCUGCAAGUGGGGAAUAUAUUCCAGUUCCUUUGCACCACCUUGAGUCCUUGAUUAAAGAAUUAAUGAAAAUUCUCACUGCGGAAUUACCAUAUGUUCUCCCUGGAACGUUGGAACUUUUGGACAAUGUUCCACGUCAUUGUCAAGAAUCAAGAUGACAGUUGACGGCACUGUGCCAACUGCCAAGCCGGUGUAUCAGACUUAGGCCCUGUUUGGGGGAGUUUCUAGCUGCGGUAGCUUUUCGCAGAAUCAGAAACUUCCCCCAAAUAGUUCAGCUUUUAAUUUAAAUUCUGAGAAGUUGUAAUUGUAGAAUGCAAAAAAUGAGCUAGAAGCCAGAAGCUGGGUUAGUAUUA